Messenger RNA from Diplodia corticola, 2049 nucleotides. RefSeq names its product cs domain-containing protein. The record is from RefSeq and is a predicted model, not a curated record. Gene Ontology annotation, molecular function: Hsp90 protein binding; protein-folding chaperone binding. Gene Ontology annotation, cellular component: cytosol; nucleus. NCBI's taxonomy places the organism in Eukaryota, Fungi, Ascomycota, Dothideomycetes, Botryosphaeriales, Botryosphaeriaceae. The transcript has 4 exons. Bases 1 to 2049 code for a protein of 682 amino acids. Gene Ontology annotation, biological process: chaperone-mediated protein complex assembly; protein folding.
AUGGCGACGCGGCUUACGCCUGGAGUCCUCUGGGCCCAGAGGUCGUGUUACUCACCCGACAGCAACUACGUGUUCCUGACCAUCGCGAUUCAUGAUGUUCCGCGUCGCAGCCUCGAGCUCGACGUGCAAGAGCGCAAGGUCGUCCUCGACGCUCACUCCGACCUGAGUGACACCGAAUAUCAUCUCGAGUUGAACCUCCACGACGACGUCUACCCCAACGAGGCUGAGAUCAGGCACACGGACCGCCAGCUCGAGCUCAAACUCUUCAAGGCCGAGCCUGACUACUGGUGGCCGGCCCUGCUCUCCGACGCUGACGUCCCAUCCUACGUCAAGCAGGACUUCGAGCGUUGGGUCAACAAGGACGAGCAGGAUGGCGAGCCCGACCCUCUUGAUGAACUCGUCGCGGAUAUGGACAUCGAUACGCUCCAGGCCACGGCCGAUGCCGCGCUCACUUCGCUUCCUGGCUUUGAGAACAUCGUCACCUACACUGAGCGCCAGUCGGGUGUCCACAGAGCCGCUGAAGCGAUGGGCCAACAGGACACUGAGAAGGACACCAAAUUCGAAGACGAAUCUGACGACGAAUCUGACGACGAAGAUGAUGAGGUGACCUCGGACGACGAGACAUCCGACUCCCAUGAAGACAGUGACUCCUCUGAUGAAGAUUCUCCUUCUCCCGGUAGCGGUAGCGCCAAUGGCCAUGCUACUGGCCAUGCUUUCAGUGAUGGCGAAGGUUCUGGCGGCGACAAAUCCUCCCUUGAUGACUCUGCGCACCAGAGCAAGGGCUCUUCCCAUGGAAGCGGCCCUUCUACCAGUGACAGCACUGACAAAGAACACUCACACCACCUAGGCGAAAAGGGCCCCAACACUACUUCUGCGAACAAAAGUAAGGAUCUUCCCCAAUCCAGUAGCCAGCCCUCUAUCACCCCUGCCGGCAACUUGGCUAAGGGAACUCAGGCCCGUCGCGAGCUACCAUUCAACCUUCGGCCCUUGAGCUUCGAGGCAUGGAAGAAGUCGGUCGAUAGAAGUGUUGAGAUCUCUAAUAUCAAGCAUUCUCGAUUGAUGCAACUUCCCAAAUUUGUCCGCUUGGACAUCUUCGAAGUUGCUCUUGCUGUCACGCCUGGAAAUCGGAUUCAGUUCUUUCCCGACCUUGUCAUGAAAUGGGGCGAGCGGUACGCGUAUUUGCUUCUCGUAGGAGUGCACGAGAGCAACUAUAGCGGAAUAGUCAAUAUGAAGGCCGAGAUCAGAAAGGCCAAGAACGAGCACCACACCCAUUACUAUCAAGGAGAUGAUAUGUACAGAUGUGGAGCUCCGGCUUUGCUGUACGUCUCGAAACAAGUCAGCGAGGAGGCUUGCGUCGUGCUGUACAGAAGGAACCACUUUGCUUUCCGCGACAUCAGCGGUUUCGUCGCCCCUCGAAUGCUUCCUUCAUACGAUUGGUCGCUUCAAUGUCAACCAACUUCGCAAGCUGGAAGUUCACGUCCCAGUCUGUCUGCCAAAACCUUUGGUCUUCAGGCUGCUACCCCGCACAAGGACAGCAUCAAGGGUUCCUUUGAGGCGUGCAUCAACAUGUUGGCUGAGCGCGGCACUCUCAAGGAACUAAACCUCAUCAUUGCUCGUGACGAAAUCAAAGCCUGGAGUUUGGAUGACGACGAGCGCAUGGAGAAGCUGCCCAGAAACAUGAGAAUGGUCUUGGCGAAGCGCCUCAGCAUGGAGGAUUACAUGUUCAAGCACGUCCUGGCCAAGAUACCCAAGCUGGUCACCACUGUUGUUGUUGAAGAAAGCCUCCAUGACCCCAACCACCGUGAGGAGGAUGAGUGGGAGGGCCAGAAAGCUGACUUCGAGGCUUACCUCGCUGCCAUCGAACGGAAGUGCCAACGUUACGGCUUCCGCUACGAGCGCAGGAACCCAAAAGAUGUUGUCAGGUUGAGCCACCGCUUCUGGGGACUUUGCAGCAUGCACCUCUCAGAAGGACUCAGUCUUGACAAUCUCACCGAUGAAGACCUGGUGAACCUCUACUCUCGAGAGAUCGAGCGCAUCAAGCUGGCUUGA